Messenger RNA from Prorocentrum cordatum, 1875 nucleotides. Lineage: Eukaryota; Dinophyceae; Prorocentrales; Prorocentraceae. The record is from the annotation of a GenBank genome assembly.
AGACGGCGCCUCCCGGCAGACCUCCGGCUCGGCACCCUCGCUCCGUCCAUGCCCGGGCCUGCCCUCGCCGACCGGGGCUGCGCGCCACUCGCGGGCGACGCGCCGCACCGCGGGCGGCUCGCGGGAGAUGACGGGCCGUCAGCGGCCGCGCCGCCCGCCGCGGGGGAAGGCGUGGGGCCCUCCGCGCCGCUGGUGGCUGGCAGCGUGGGACUGCGGCAGCCCUUGGGCGCCUCAGGGGCGUGCUGCGGGCGCCGCUGGGGGCGGUGCUCUAGGUGCGGCGUGCUGCGGGGGUGGCCGCAGGCGGUGCGGCUGACCAUGCUCGGCCAUUCUUUCUGGGCCCCUGUCCUCUACACGACCUUCACCUCCAUUACGCUGGGUGCCCUGUUCGAUGCGUACCUGCUGAUCCUUGGUGGCUCCAACACGUUCGUGGGGGAGGUCGAGUCCAUCGGAGGCCUCACCGCCCUGGCCGUAGCAGUGCCGAUCGGCUGGGCGUGCGACCGCUUCCACAAGCCGGCGGUGCUGCGGGUCAACAUGGUCUUCGGCGUCGCCUCCGCCGCGCUGCUCUUGGGGGGCCUCUUCGGCCAGUCCUCUCCGCUGCUGAUCGCGGCCGUGGUCGCGUACGCGGCCCACACCCAGGCCAUCGCCGCAGUCGGCCCGGCGCUCAUCGCGGAGCUGGUCGAGUCUGGAGGCACCCUGACCCAAGCGAUGGGGGACUGGAUGACGACCAGGAGCCUCGCGCAGGCGAGUGGCCCCGCGCUGCAGAUCGUGGCCAUCGCCGCCCUCGGCACGGCGGGCGGCCCGGCGACGGGCAUCGCCUGGUCGCUGUCUGAGCUCCUCUGGAUUCUGGUCUUUGGUCUGGUCUUCCUCGCGGUGUAUGCCUCGUGUGCGUGGCGCGUGCACCGCUUCGCUCCCGCAGCAGCGGGCCGAGGCGAGGAGGGUCCCAGCGGCGCCCGCCCCUUGAGUUGCAGCCAGGAGGAAGCAGUGUUUGCUGGCCGGCGGUGGCUUUACGCGGGGCUCGCGGAGGCCUUUGCUCUCAUAACGGCCGUGGGGAGCGGUAUGACGUUCAAGUACUGGCCGCUCUUCUUCAAGGGUGACUUUCGCUUUUCUCCGUCAGGCGUGUGCUUGAUGCAGCUUCUCAUCUGGACUGCCAUCGCAGCUGGUUCGCAGCUUACCCCGAUCAUGGCAAGGUGUACAGGAAGGCUCCCUUCAGCUCUGCUGCUGCACGUGCUGGGCACUGGGCUGCUGUUCGUUAUCUCCAACCAUUCCCUCGGUCCCACCAUCGAGGUUCCUCUGGUGCUGGUGAGGAACUGUGUCAUGAAUUCUGCAACCCCCUUGGUCCAGGCUCACAGGGCUUGGAAAAAUUCCCCGACCCCGACGGACAAUGAAGAAUGUUGGUUCUGAUGAAGAUGAUUUGUGGACGGGGGACCUGGGGGGGCAAUUUUGGCAGGGACUCGACCUCGGGGUGCGGGGUGCGUUUCUGGCUGCUCAGGCCAUCAUCCUUGAGCUCGUGCCCCAAAAGCAUCGUGGAAAGUGGUCGAGCAUCGCAAGUCUCAGGAGAGUGUCGUGGUCCGGCUCGGCCCUCGUCGGCGGCGUGCUCAGCGACAGCCACGACUAUCGGUUUGCCUUCUUCAUAACAGCCUGUGUCCACAGCGUCUCUGGCUUAGUGCUCGCCGUAGUCACGAUCUUGGCGUGGUAUCGACCACCGUGGUGCUCCAGAGGGACGACUGGAGAGAGCUGAGUUCGUGCGCCACGACCGUGUAGGCAUGCCAUCGCCGUAUUUUUCUGCCUGGUCGUUUGGAGCAUCAGUCGCCUGGGAGGCAGCAGUGCUGUAUCAUGAUGGUCAUCGCCAUAAAUCACUAUCAUCGUUUGGCUGUC